GUGUAUGAAGAAGAGGAUUAUAGAAGAAUUAGAUUUGUUGGACGACAAAAGGAGGUGAACAAGAAUUUUGCAAUUGAUUUGAUAGCAGAGCAGCCCGUGAGCGAAGUUGAAAGCAGAGUGAUAUCAUGCGAUGGUGGUGGUGGAGCUUUGGGACAUCCUAAAGUAUACAUAAACUUGGACAAAGAUACAAAGACGGGAACGUGUGGCUACUGUGGACUUCAGUUUAAACAGAAACAUCACUGA
Messenger RNA from Eurypyga helias (sunbittern), 243 nucleotides. It is a transcript of the gene NDUFS6, whose product is annotated as NADH dehydrogenase (ubiquinone) Fe-S protein 6, 13kDa (NADH-coenzyme Q reductase). The transcript has 3 exons. The annotation marks the transcript as partial. Gene Ontology annotation, biological process: mitochondrial electron transport, NADH to ubiquinone. The record is from RefSeq and is a predicted model, not a curated record. Lineage: Eukaryota; Metazoa; Chordata; Aves; Eurypygiformes; Eurypygidae.